AUGGCAUGUAACAAGGAUCCAAAAAUGAAAGGUCACAUGAUCGAGGAAGAAGGAGAAACGAUGAAGGAGGCUUACGAGAGGGGCAGGUUUGAGACCAUGCAGCGUUAUAGGGUUAUGCUGUUGAUGUAUCGUGACCAGAGUAAAGUUAUUGAGGCAAGACACCAUGAGGAACUUAAUAAGGUUCGCAUUGAGGCAAAACUUGAGUUCCUUGAAAAAUGUGAAGGUCUUUUUUACAUGUACCAUGAGAAGAAGAAGAAAGAGUUCGAGCUGGUUGUUGCCGCAGCCAAGCAUCAAGAUGUUCAGGUUUCUACUAUCGAUUGGUUCAAGUUGGGUGAGCCAAUGAUGUAUGAUUAA
Molecule: messenger RNA, 354 nt
Organism: Eruca vesicaria subsp. sativa (arugula)
Lineage: Eukaryota; Viridiplantae; Streptophyta; Magnoliopsida; Brassicales; Brassicaceae
Source: the annotation of a GenBank genome assembly